UCCCACAUGCUUAGAGUGACAAAGAGGGCCUCCCAUGGCAGGCAGCGAACAUCUACCAUAUCCAUAUUCUCUUAAAGUCUAUGAAAGAAAGAAAAAAUCUUCCGGAGACAUUAUGGCUAUAGCUAGCUUUGUUUCCUAAAUAAAAAAACAGGAAAAAUUAUUACAGCAACUAAUUUGUGUCUUGAUUUGGAAAGAAAAUCAAUGUUAGUGGUCAUGAAAAUCUUUUAUAUUUCCUAUAUAAUAAAGGGCCAAAAGGGUUAUAGAAAUAUUAUUGUUACAUUGAGUGUUGUAUUAGGUUUUUGGAGUUCUUAGCAGUCUGCCAUUAAAGAUCAAACAAUGGGUCAAAAAAGAAUCAAAAUGGAAUUGAUAAGGAAGGAGAAAUCUCGUAUGCUUACAUUCAGGAAGAGGAAGGCAGGUUUGCUUAAAAAGGCUUCUGAGUUCUCUAUUCUUUGCGGUGUUGAUGCAUGCGUAAUAAUCUUUGGACCAAAGGAGAAGGAUGAUCAUCAGCCUGUAGCUCCUGAGACUUGGCCUCCAAGUUCUGAAGAGGUUAGGUGUAUUAUCAAUAGGUACAAGGGUAGUGAUCAACCAAGAAGAUGUUAUCAGGUUUCUGAUUACUUUGCUGAUAAAAAGAAACAGAUUGAUUCUGAGCUUGCAAGAUUGCACAAGCAAAUUAUCAAAGCUAAGUACCCUGCAUGGGAUGAUCGUCUCAACAGGCUUUAUGCAGAUCAAUUAAGGGUUAUUGUUGGUCAUUUGGAUGCUAAAAUCGAUCUUGCUGACAAGAAACUUGGAAGUUUCAACGUAAAUCAGUAUGUCAUGGGUGCACCAGGGGUGCAGGCUGCCUCGCUUAGUCCAAGCGUUUCUCACGACAUGGAAAGCUACAUGAAGAGCAGAGAUGACAAUUUCCUGCAGCUUAUUCACAAUUCAAAUCCCUUUGAUGCUCAACCACCUAUGGUAUUCUACCCUGAGCAGAGUUCUCACGUGACCAACUUACUGGAGAGGAAGUAUAGCAAUGGCUACUCAACAGACUUGCAGGUUUACUAUGAACCAAGGCCUUUAGAUGAUCAGUUACCAGUCGAUUUCCAAUCUAAACAGACUUCUCAUGGGACUACAAGGAAUGCAAGUUUUUGGGAGAGCAACAAUGACAACUGCUAUUCAACAGACCUGCAACUUUACUUAGAACCAAAUCCAUUGAACGUUCAACCACCAAUGCAUUUCCAACCUAAGCAGAAUGCUCAUAGGACUUCGUCAUAUCUACAUGCAAUGGAAGAUGCGAUUAUGAAGAUGGCUUGCGAUCCGAAUACCAGCGAUCAAUUUGGUUGUAAGCUGUCUAGUAGUAGUAAUCUGCCUUGUGCUAACCGCACACCAUGGAUGUGGGAUAAUGUAUGGUACAACAAUGCUGAUUCCUCAGUGAGCUAUAUUGCUCCAACCAAGCAGCCAAUUAUGCCAUCUAUACAAUUUCCCAUGUCAAGCUUUCCUCAUCAGAUGCAGUCUUCUGAAGCAAGUGAUUUCACUGGUAACCUUGAGUUUGAAGGGAAGGGUCAAGGCUACAACUAGAUGCAUGCAGGAUUUUAAAUUUUUUCUUACAAAUUAUGCUUUGAUAACAGUAAGCUACCACUUCAGGUUUCUUGAACAGCUUUGAACAAUAGCCCAGAUCUAAUUACAGUGAUUUUUAGUUCUACAUUUUGAUGUA
Messenger RNA from Populus trichocarpa (black cottonwood), 1690 nucleotides. RefSeq names its product MADS-box transcription factor 3. The coding region runs from base 337 to 1554 and encodes 405 amino acids. The transcript is spliced from 2 exons. NCBI's taxonomy places the organism in Eukaryota, Viridiplantae, Streptophyta, Magnoliopsida, Malpighiales, Salicaceae. The record is from RefSeq and is a predicted model, not a curated record. Gene Ontology annotation, biological process: positive regulation of transcription by RNA polymerase II. Gene Ontology annotation, molecular function: protein dimerization activity; DNA-binding transcription factor activity, RNA polymerase II-specific; RNA polymerase II cis-regulatory region sequence-specific DNA binding.